This is a messenger RNA of Fulmarus glacialis (Northern fulmar), 1098 nucleotides long. It is a transcript of the gene SGMS2, whose product is annotated as sphingomyelin synthase 2. The record is from RefSeq and is a predicted model, not a curated record. Gene Ontology annotation, molecular function: ceramide cholinephosphotransferase activity; sphingomyelin synthase activity. Gene Ontology annotation, biological process: ceramide biosynthetic process; sphingomyelin biosynthetic process. The transcript is spliced from 5 exons. Bases 1 to 1098 code for a protein of 365 amino acids. Lineage: Eukaryota; Metazoa; Chordata; Aves; Procellariiformes; Procellariidae. Gene Ontology annotation, cellular component: endoplasmic reticulum membrane; Golgi membrane.
AUGAAUACCAUUGAGACAGCAAAGCUUGAAGAGCAUAUGGAGGGUCAAAACAAUGACCCUUCUAAUGGCUACUCAAGACCUACUCUCUCAGUCAAUGAAGAGAACAAAAAUGGCACUAGCAAAUCAAAGGGCUUGUCUAAUGGCUUGCGAAAAACAGCAAAGAAAUAUCCUGAUUACAUCCAGAUUGCUAUGCCUGCUGAGUCUAGGAACAAAUUUCCUCUGGAAUGGUGGAAAACAGGCAUUGCCUUUGUCUACGCUCUCUUCAACUUGAUUCUAACAACUGUCAUGAUCACUGUGGUCCAUGAGAGAGUACCUCCAAAGGAGCUAAGCCCUCCCUUGCCUGACAAAUUUUUUGAUUACAUUGAUCGUGUGAAAUGGGCUUUUUCUGUAUCAGAAAUAAAUGGAAUGAUACUAGUGGGAUUAUGGAUAUUCCAGUGGUUGUUUCUUAGAUACAAAUCAAUAGUGGGACGCAGGUUCUUUUUUAUAAUAGGAACUUUGUAUCUGUACCGCUGUAUUACUAUGUACGUUACCACCUUACCUGUGCCUGGAAUGCAUUUUCAGUGUGCACCAAAGUUGAAUGGAGAUUCUCAGGCAAAGGUUCAGAGGAUCCUGCGACUGAUUUCUGGUGGUGGUCUAUCCAUAACUGGAUCACACAUCCUAUGCGGAGACUUCCUGUUCAGUGGUCACACUGUGGUAUUAACACUGAUCUACCUGUUCAUCAAAGAGUAUUCACCACGUCAUUUCUGGUGGUAUCACUUAAUCUGCUGGCUAAUGAGUGCUGCUGGCAUAAUUUGUAUCCUUGUUGCUCAUGAACACUAUACCAUAGACGUCAUCAUUGCUUACUAUAUCACUACACGGCUUUUCUGGUGGUACCACUCAAUGGCUAAUGAAAAGACUUUAAAGGUUUCUUCGCAGACAAACUUUCUCUCUCGAGCAUGGUGGUAUCCAAUAUUUUAUUUCUUUGAGAAGAAUGUGCAAGGCUCUGUUCCUUGCAGCUUUUCCUGGCCAAUAUCUUGGCCUCCCAGCUGCUUCAAAUCUUCAUGCAAAAAGUAUUCACGGGUUCAGAAGACGGGAGAGGACAAUGAAAAAUCUACCUGA